This is a messenger RNA of Chelonus insularis, 3039 nucleotides long. RefSeq names its product serine/threonine-protein kinase SIK2-like. Gene Ontology annotation, molecular function: ATP binding; protein serine/threonine kinase activity. NCBI's taxonomy places the organism in Eukaryota, Metazoa, Arthropoda, Insecta, Hymenoptera, Braconidae. The coding region runs from base 490 to 2685 and encodes 731 amino acids. The transcript has 9 exons. The record is from RefSeq and is a predicted model, not a curated record. Gene Ontology annotation, cellular component: cytoplasm. Gene Ontology annotation, biological process: protein phosphorylation; intracellular signal transduction.
UUCCGACUAAACCAAUGCUGGUGUGUAAGAGUGCGAGUGAGUGCAUCUGAUCUACCAGGUGCAUAGGAUGACAAAGAAACACCGAAGGGAGGGGAGGAUUUUAUAUGACAGAAUAAGAGAAAGACCAAGUGAGAGAGAAAGAGAGAGAAAUAAUCAAGACGAUGAGGGGCAAGCUCGAGGGUUGUAACAUGGCCGACAGUUAGUCGGUAUCGAACCGUCAUGUUGAAAGGUGUAUCUAUCGUCAUGACAAGCUGAGUUUACGGGGUGUCGUGAGAUUUAAAUGCUUUUUAUAAGCUAUUUUAUUCAAAGUCUAGCCGAUACUCCAUGGCAGACGAUUUUCAUCAAUUAUUUUAAAUUUUAAAAUGAAGGAAACACGUCGUCAAUGAGAAGACGAAUGUCAACCAGAUAUAACGAAAGACUGAACAAAUAAGUGAAUAAGGAUAAUUAUUUAAUUAAAUUAUUAAUAUUAUUAUUAAGUAAUACUCAACAAUGGAGUCCGCUACUGUUCAGGGUAAAAAACAAAUUCGAGUCGGUUUUUACGACAUCGAAGGAACGAUUGGUAAAGGUAAUUUUGCCGUUGUUAAGCUGGCUCGGCAUCGUAUUACAAAAACUGAGGUGGCCAUUAAAAUAAUAGAUAAAACACAGUUAGAUUCUACUAACUUGGAAAAAGUUUAUCGAGAAGUUGAGAUCAUGAAACAACUCGAGCACCCUCACAUAGUAAAGCUUUAUCAAGUGAUGGAGACAAAGAAUAUGAUUUACAUGGUGUGUGAAUAUGCACGUAAAGGUGAAAUAUUUGACUACAUAGCUCGCUAUGGAAGAAUGGGCGAGUCUCGAGCACGAGCAACAUUUGCACAAAUUUUAUCAGCAGUUGAAUAUUGUCAUGCUAUUGGUGUAGCUCACAGAGAUUUAAAAGCCGAAAAUUUAUUGUUAGACGCUCAGAUGAAUGUUAAAAUUGCUGACUUUGGCUUUAGCAAUCGAUUUGUACCCGGUGAAAGAUUAAGUACAUGGUGUGGAAGUCCACCUUAUGCUGCGCCAGAAGUAUUUCGAGGAAAACAUUAUGCCGGUCCUGAAAUUGAUGUUUGGAGUUUAGGAGUAGUGUUAUACGUAUUAGUUUGUGGUGCUUUACCGUUUGAUGGAUCAACACUUCAAUCUUUGCGAGAUCGAGUUCUUAGUGGUCGAUUUAGUAUUCCUUAUUUUAUGAGUACUGACUGUGAAAAUUUAAUUCGUAAAAUGCUUGUAUUGGAACCAGCAAAACGUUAUACAAUUCCACAAAUAAAAAGGCAUCGUUGGUUAAUUGGAACUGCCGAAUCAGUUUGUCCAGUAAUAACAUCAACACCAUUAUCUCUUCAAGAACCUAAUGAACAAAUUUUAAGGCUUAUGCAUAGCUUAGGAAUAGAUGUAACUCGUACCAAAGACUCAUUAAAAAAUAAUAGUUAUGAUCAUCAUGCUGCCAUUUACUUUCUUCUAUUAGAGAGAUUAAAGCAUCGAAGUAGUAAUCCAACAAAUAGCAGUAAUGCUUGGCAAGCUGUCUCUCGUACCAAAGAUGACAAAUUUAAAUCAAGAGGUAGAGAGGAAACUGGAAGAAGUGGAAAACGCUUCAGCUCAACUAGCUCAUCGACUGACGAAGGAUGUUGCAGUGCAGAAGGAGAUCUAGAAGAAGGUCCGAGUGGUGAUGAACUCCGUGAAGCACAAAUUAAACUCCAGGAACAUCGAUUAGGUUUAGAUCAAGAUAUAAGCCAGCAAAUUGAUAGCCAGAUAGUUAACCGUCGAUUAAGUGAUUAUCAACAGCAACACUUUGAUGGCUCUAUUAUUGAUCCUGUUGAUCCACCAAGCCGGACAACUAUUUUUGGACCUGGUUGUAGUGGUAGCUCAUCGUCAGAUUUAUUUGAGUCAAGCUUUGAUUCAGGCUGUCCAUCAGACUUGACAAUAACUGGUUGUUUUACAAGCAGUUUACCAUCAUGCACUCCACCACCACCUAAAAGCCCAUCUCCCAUUGCUACAAGACUGUCAAGAACUGCACAAGGUCGAAGAGCGUCAGAUGGUGGACUUAGAUUAUUAUUUUGUCAAAAAACAAGUACUGGAGACCGACCUGCUAAGCAACGAAGUAUUCAAGAUGCCGGAAAAGCCAGAGGACAUAUAGAUCUAGUUCAUUUACGACCCAACUCGACAUCACCAAAUCAACAACAGUUUAAACUUCGUGGAGACUCAAGUAUGCAACUACAAUUGAUGGUUCAGCAAAGAAUGUUACAACAAAAAAGAAAUAUGUAUCAUAGGCAUCGAGGGGGAAUAAGCCCAACACCAUUACCAGCUAGUAAUGAUAGCAGCACAAGUGGGUCUUCCUCAUCGAGACGUAGUGGUGAACAUGUACCACGACAAGAUAGCUAUAAAAUGGCACAACGUAAACAAAUAUUACCACCUCUGUCUCAAGGACAUGAUGAUAAUGAUGUUGAAGAUGACAACUUUGAUCGUGAAAGAAAACGUGAAGAGGAAAGAUGGAAAAGUUUACCAUCUAGACUAGCAGCUGAUUGUCAAUUAGCCGAGAGAACGUUGCUCUGGAGUCAACAGGUUGGUUUAAGUGGAGGCGCUUCCUAUCUACCACCCGGAAGUGUUGGUGCAGGAUUUCUCUGGCCAGGUAACAGCCCUCAUGCUACAAUUUUUGAAAAUACUGGUGAUCCAAUGGAGUAAAUGAAUUAAAAUAAGAAUAAUAAAACUUGAAAUGGAGUACUUACAUCGAUCACAAGAAACCAUCCAAUUUUUAAUUUAAUAAUAACACUGAUAGAUUAAUAUUUUGUCUGUUGAAUUGAUAAAUUUUUAAUGAUAAAAACGAUGUUCGAUAGUUAAAUAUCAUCUCUUAUUUAACUUAUCAUUUAGAUUAAGAAUAAAAAAAAAAAACUAAUAAACGAAAACAUGAAAGCUUACUCAAAAAAUUCAUGGUAAUUAAACAAGUUACACAAUAGACUGAUUACUCAAAGAAUUUGGUAAUUAUUAGCAUUAAACAUUGUAACAUUGACACUGUUAAGAAAUAGUUAGACUUUAACA